This is a messenger RNA of Hemibagrus wyckioides, 3080 nucleotides long. It is a transcript of the gene abhd4, whose product is annotated as abhydrolase domain containing 4, N-acyl phospholipase B. The record is from RefSeq and is a predicted model, not a curated record. Gene Ontology annotation, cellular component: lipid droplet. The transcript has 8 exons. The coding region runs from base 245 to 1354 and encodes 369 amino acids. Gene Ontology annotation, molecular function: phosphatidylcholine lysophospholipase A1 activity. NCBI's taxonomy places the organism in Eukaryota, Metazoa, Chordata, Actinopteri, Siluriformes, Bagridae.
CAUUUAAAAUAAAAUAAACAGUAACAGCAACAAGACAGGGCGGCAAGUGUAAAGACAACAGACGUCAGCUGAUGUCCGGGUUAUGUAACCAGAAGCGUGUGAAGUUUAUUACACUGUAGCGCGGUAACGUUUUAUUCCUCUCAUCCCUAGCCGGGAAACUAUAAAGGAUAUAGGUUAACAAACGUGUCAUUUAUUGAUUUUGGGGGAAUGUUCGUCAGCAACUUCCGGUCAUUUGAGAGCCAGAAUGCAGGACGAGAAUGAAUUAGAGCCAAACUCUGGGAACUGGUCCUGGUGGCCAUCUUGGCGGCCGACAUCUAUGUCCUUGCUGAAGAGUGCAGAGGCGAAAAUUCUUGCCUGUAUUAAGAAUGAUUUGUGGUCUCGAUUUGUCACGCUGCCCAAUCAGAACAGAAUAUGGACACUGAUAGUGAGCAACAAGUCAGCACGCAAAUCUUCAAACCAAGGUACAGCUCUCACAGAGCAUGAUUUAGAUGCUUCUCAGGUCCCCCUCGUGAUGGUUCACGGCUUUGCAGGGGGCGUCGGCCUCUGGGUCCGGAACCUGGACGCUCUAAGCCGCUCGCGUUCCGUUUAUGCCUUUGACCUGCUUGGUUUCGGGCGCAGCUCUCGUCCUGCCUUCCCCAACGAUGCCACGUUAGCCGAGGAGCAGUUCGUCGACUCCAUAGAACAGUGGAGGCAGAGCCUGGGGUUAGAGCGCAUGAUCCUAUUGGGGCACAGCCUAGGAGGUUACCUAGCAACGUCAUAUUCUAUCCAGUAUCCUGAGAGAGUCAGUCACCUCAUUCUCGUGGAUCCAUGGGGCUUCCCGGAGAAACCACAGCCUCAUCAAGAAGGCUCAUCGGGUCAGAGUUCGGAGGUCAAGAGACCGGGACCGCCUCGUUGGGUGAAAGCGGUCGUGUCUGUCUUGAGUUAUUUCAACCCUUUGGCCAUCAUCAGAUUUGCCGGACCGUGGGGUCCAGGGCUGGUGAACAGAGUCCGGCCUGAUUUCAGGAGGAAGUUCGAAGAUCUUUUUGAUGAUAACACUAUUACCGAGUACCUCUAUCACUGUAACGCACAAACACCCAGUGGUGAGGUGGGAUUCAGAGCCAUGUGCGAGUCUCUUGGCUGGGCAAAGCAGCCAAUGAUACACCGAGUGAACCUGCUGCCAUCCUCCAUGCCCGUCACCAUGGUGUACGGUGCUCUCUCCUGGGUGGACAGUUCCACCGGCAACCUCGUCGCCCAGAUCAGAGGCCAGAGUCAUACACGGGUGGUGUUGAUUGAUGACGCCUCUCAUCACGUGUAUUCAGACCAGCCUGAUGAGUUCAACCAAGUAGUGGAGAACAUCUGCAACACUGCUGUCUGAAUGUUGCUACAACGGACUCUGUGUGUGUGUGUGUGUGUGUGUCUUUCCAGAUUAGAUUUCAUAAACUUUAAUUAGCUACAUGUUUGGGAGGUCUUGAAUUUUAUUACCUACUAGCUUUUCACAUAAUUUCUUUUUAAUGGACCACACAGCAUUUCGAGAUUUCAACAGACUUAAUCUCCUGUCUGUUAAAGGUAAUGGUUCCAUUAGAUGGUAAAUGAAUGGUUUGCAAACCCAUAGUCAGAUUUAUAAAUCACAGAGCAGGUACUAAUUUGAUUUUAUUGAAUCUUAUUUAAUCUGUAAUCUAUUUAAGCUUUUUAUGUUAGGAUUAUAAAACGCUGCCAAUAUCGUAACCAUUACGCACAAGAAUACAGCGGCAUUAAGGAAAUGUUGCCUCGCAUGCACUUUUUCUUUUGAAUUGUUAUUAACACAUUUAUACUUUCUGCUUUUUUAAAAAAAAUCUGUGUUGUGCAUUUCCGGUUCCAGAAAUUUCUCUCUCCCUGGAUUAUCCUGAUUGUGCCAUGUUUAUAUUCUUCUCAGCUGUGGCAUUAGAAGACUACUAGAUGCAAUUUUUAUAAACCAUUGAUACUUACUUUAUUUUAGUCUGUUAUAACGAUAAUUGUCAUAUUGUAAUGUAUUUUAAACAUGGAAAUGGGAAAAUAACAAAUUGUAUAUUUUACCUUAUUCGUUCGUGUUGCUUUCAAUUGUAGUACCUUUAUUAUCCACAAGAUGGCGGCAAAAGCACCUCGUCUGAAUAUUUUAUCUUAAAGAAAGUAAGUGUUUUGUCGCUUUUUUUUUUUAUCUCGGAUUAUUUUGCUCUUUUUUUUUUAAAUCAGCAUGCUUUAUUUCGUCAGAUUUUAUUUCUUGUAGCAGAUGAAUAGCUUUUCAGAAUUCUUAGGCACUUUAUAGCAAGAAAACUCUGUCAUGUGACCUGCACGUGCGUCUAGAUUUUUCUGCUUAUUUCUAUGUUUAGAUUUAUAUUUAUAUGAUAUUUAUCACGUGAAGAGCCACGUGACACCUCUCCAUCGUCGAUUUUUAUCACAUAACAAGAAGUCUGUCUAAAGUAGUUUAUUUCAUCUUGUGCCACAGUGAGUUGUCAGUGGUCAGAUUCCAGCCAAGACAUAAAGCACCGCUAAAUAUAGUAAGAGAACAGAGAAACAAAAAAGUGCACCAACAAACCCCCCUCUGUCCUGAGGAUUUUUCUUUGUCAGAGAACAUAUCUGACACUGGAGAGUCCUUCCAUAAUCGUUAAAUAGACAUCUCCUUACGACAAAAGUUCACCAUCAUCAACUAUUACGCGUUCUUCUUUAACACUUUUUUAUUAUAAGGCUGAGCGAAACCCUCUUAAACUAUUAUAGAAAAUGAUACAAGACCCUCUGACCAAUCAGACUCAAGAAUUCAAACACAACGUAGUAUAACUCAAUUUAUUAAUAAUAAAAUACAACAUUUGAUUGAACAAAUAGUGCAUACUGAUAAAUAAUGUAAUUAAUUGGAGUUAUCUUUAAUGAUAUAAUGAAGGGUUUUUAGUCGUCUUAAUGAAUACAGGUCACAUUAAUACUGGUUUUCUGUCAUUUUUCUCGUAAACACUUUAAUACAGCGCUGGGAAGCACUCAGAGAUAUAAAUCUCUUUUCUCUCACUUGCUCUCUAUAUAUAUAUUAGUCACAAUAUCCAUGUGUUAACAGCCAUUAAAUAGUUUCUAAGCAUGCAUUUAAAAUAUAUAUAUAUAUA